AUUAAUUUCACCUUUCAGUGCCCAUAGCAUUAGAGAUCUAAUCGACCAAGAAAAAUGAGAACAUCCAAAAUAUAUUUUACGUUCCUUUUGAUAGUAACAAUCUCCAAUAUGAGAUUUUCAAUUGGAAUAAUCGAUGAGGAAGACCCAGGCGUUUUGGAUUAUGUUCUAAAAUUUUAUCCGGACAAGCAACCACCUUGUAGUGAAUGCAGGAAGCAUGUUCUUGCACUCAUACAGCAAGAUGGUGAGCGGACAACAGAUAAGACUCCUUCACGAUUGUGUUGCUCCCAAUUUAUUGAAUGGGGAUUUGAAUGCUACGCGUUAUGGGCAGCUAGCGACAAUCACAUGGAUUACCCGGAAUUUGGAGAUUCUAUGGAAGUAUUAGACAACAUGAAAAACAUAUGGCAACGUUGUGUCAAUCUCAUCAAGGAUGAUUGAGGACUUGCUGAAAUCGUUAUGAUCCAUUACAUUGGAUACGGAGUGCACAUAUGCUAAAACAUGUAUUAUUUUAGAUUGGAAAUCUUUAAAGUAUAUUAAUUAAUACAAUCUUGCCC
Cuscuta europaea is the source of this 551-nucleotide messenger RNA. The record is from the annotation of a GenBank genome assembly. Lineage: Eukaryota; Viridiplantae; Streptophyta; Magnoliopsida; Solanales; Convolvulaceae.